Cyprinus carpio (common carp) is the source of this 3225-nucleotide messenger RNA. RefSeq lists its product as uncharacterized. The record is from RefSeq and is a predicted model, not a curated record. Lineage: Eukaryota; Metazoa; Chordata; Actinopteri; Cypriniformes; Cyprinidae.
AUUUAAGGCAAUUCGCUCUAGCUUAGCUAUGUGGCAUUAGUUUGCUCUGAUAAAUAACUAGCUGGCGCUCUUUCUGUGUGGUGAGCAUUAAAGUAUUCCAUCUUGGAACUUGCACUCCUUAAGGCCUUUCUAUAGUCUGAUGUUUUUAUGUACUUCCUCCACAUAGAUGACUUCCUCUCCAGAUUUCCUCCUAAAACUUAGUCAAAGUUUGGACCUGGAGGUUAUAAUUACUACUAUUCUGUUAAUUUAGUUUGUGCUCUGUGACUUUAAUGUCCUGGACAGUGCAUGCUCACUCAUAACAUCUGCUUUAAAGUUAUACAAAAAUAUUUGUGUUAGGGCUUUCUUUAUGCUUUUACAGGAUUCAAUAGCUACUGAAGUUUAAUUGGCUAUUAAAGCAUCAUUGUUAAAUGUAAUGCAUUCUUAUCCUUCUGCAAGGGUUCACUCGUCAGGUUCCCAUGGUUAAAUGGAGUCUAUCAAGCUGUGUGGGAAUCCCAUGGCUGCAGAUGCAGAGAACCAUGGCUCUCACCUCAUCUUUACACGGGUCACUCUUUGGACUGGCGCUUUUGUGAACACAGGCUCUAUCAAGCUGAUGUAUAUGGUCAUCUUCCAUUUGAGUUCUAGUAGUGAUGAAUACCCGCCACUCUGCUGUGCUUGUCACACGUUUGGCACGCAUUUCGGUGGAGGAAGACUGCGAAGGAGCAACGCUAGGUCACUGAUAUUGCUAGGGGCAAAAUGCUGUUGCGUGUUCAAUUCGGAGAAGAGCAGAAAUACGUCAAGCUGUCUGAGCUGACAUUCAAUGCUUUCUUGAAAGAAGGUGCCUCUCAAUCAUCAUCAUGCUCGGGUACAUCUGAUGACACCGUCAUCCUGAAUUUCACGAUGUGUGACCCUGUUGAAGAAGAAGCCGCGGCCGAAGGAAGCCAGCCUAAAAGGCCAUGCCACAUAAACUACAAGGCAAAAGCGUUGAUUGAAAAAAUCUUAACAUCAAAGCCUGGUGGUGAAUGCAUUAUGCAAGAGUAUGGAAAAACCAAAUCCCUUACAGAUGCCACCAGAAGACAGAUGAUUAACAUACUUGCUGCUGAGAUGACAGAAACACAUGGGACACCCCCCCCCCCCACCAAAAGGUCAGAGUGAUGUAUGCACAGGGGAUAGUAGCUUUGUUUCCCUAUCUAGAAGACCCAUACUCACAACAUGGAUAUGAACAUUACUACGAUCCAGAGAGUGGUUCAGGAUACCUUGCAUGGCGAUUGAAGACCAUACAAAGAAAAACAGCAGAGGAAAGAGGUGCCUCAGUUAGCAAAUCUCCUAAAGUUGGUGGGCCAGGUCGUGUUCGUCAGCCCUUCACCUUUGACAGAGAGUCAUCUGAUGAGGAUGUGGAAGCAGCUAUUGCUGUUUUGAGACACUCUGCUGAUGAAAAGACUGUCCGUGAGAAGAUGAAAAUGACCUUCAUAUAUCGGCAAGCAAUGGUCAACGAUGAAGCCAAUUCAACAGAUGUCUUCUUGGUCUUUCCACGAUUUCUGGACACACCAGGACUGAUAGAACAAGAUUUCAGAUUUCUGUUUGGUGAGGCCACGGCCAACAAAUUCUUGGAGAAGUGGCCAACCACUUUUAAAGCAAAAGUAAUAAAGGAAUGCCGUGGACUUGUACCCACCACAGAACUCUUGGAUUUGAUGCGCAAUGCUGAGUCAGCUGCUGAAGUUGAGAAUGGCUGGGACAGUGACAUGUCUGCCAUCUUGCUGCUGCUACAUCUGCUACCACCAUCUGCACAAGGUAGAAAGAGGCCGGGAAAGCUUUCUGCGUAUCAAGCUGCAGAUCAGCUCAUCAGAUUUCAAAAGGUUGGAACCAGUGUGCAGCAGCAUCUAGACAACAUCACCCAAAGCAGUCAGCCCUACCUUCUCGCCCAGGGAUCCACACAGAGCACCAUUCACUCCUACUUUAUUGUGGUUGACAAGCAUGCACUUCCAUGCAAGGCAACAGGUUCAGUUGGAGCUUUUGACAAACUCUUUAAAGCCCAUUACGUCUUUGGUACGUCAUACAGUUCUUCCCUGAGCAGCUUUUUCACUUUUGUGCAAACAACCAUCUAUAACAUCGACAUGGGGGAAACAAAGGAGACUCCUAGAGUUGCAGAGUUGCGGGCAAGAAUGGUGCGUUAGUUGAGAUAAAACUAUGAAGUGUUUUCUUUGCAAAAGUGACCAUGGAAGUCCAAACAACCUUGUUAAGCACUUUAAGGUAAUUCAUGGGCUAUGUACAGGCAGGACUCUUUUUCUGAAGUGUGGUCAAGAAGGAUGCUCACGUUCUUUUGGUAGUUUUUCUGGUUUAAGAAAGCAUCUUAAUAAGUGCCAUGGAAGCAGUUUAGUUGAUUCUGUAGAAUAUGAUCUUUCAUAUCCUCAAAGUACCGUCAAUACAAGUAAUGUUUCUCAUGUUGAAGAGUUGACUGAACAUUUAGAGGCUGAGUCACAGUUGUCUUCGCCAUACAUUGUAAAUAGUUGUUCAGCUGUAAUUUCUGAUCUAAAGGCAGCAGGUGUUGGUCAAAGUACACUGAAUUCUGUAGUGAUUUCCAUGGAAGAGAUUGUUCAAGAUAUCCAUCAGCAUGCUAAAGAGACAGUGAUAAAGCAUGUAUUUAGUAAUGAAAGAGAAACGGAAAUCUGCAAGAAAGUUGAGGCGUGUUUUGAGGGGUUAGAGAAUCCUUUCACAAUUCUAAAUUCGGAAUACAAGCGAUCAAAAUUUAUGACUGACAAGUGGGAAAUAGUAGAACCAGUUGAAUGUGUGAUUGGUUCAAGAUUUGACACAAGACGAAAUAAAAAGACUGGAACAUAUGAUCAGGUAGUAGUUCAAGAUAAAUACAUGUAUAUUCCAAUUUUAUCUACACUGCAGUCAAUAUUUAAAAGUCAGUAUGUUGCAGAAAUGUUGCAAAGCUCAGCUACCAGCGACUCUAGACUGAGAGAUAUUUGUGAUGGAUCUUUUUUUAAAAGUCACCCCCUGUUCUCAACUGAGAAGCAGACAAUACAGAUCCAGAUGUUCUAUGAUGACUUUGAGGUCGCCAACCCUCUGAGUCCUAAGCGAGGUAUUCAUAAAUUGGGUGGAGUAUAUCUUACUUUAAGAAACUUCUCUCCAAAAUGGAAUUCUUUCUUGGCUAACAUACACCUGUGCGCCUUAUUUCACACUCAAGAUGUUAAACGGUAUGGUUUUAGUGAAAUUUUUGCUCCCAUUGUUCGAGACAUUAAAGUG